AUGCCCUAUGGAUUUGGAGAAAAGGGCAUGCUUGGUUUAUAUUCCACAAAUGAACACACCGAAGAAGAAAUUAUUGAUCAAUUAAAAAAAUUUAAAAUCCCUUAUUAUACAGAGGUUACCGAGGCUGUUGUUUUGACCGAAAGUGGAAAUGAUGAGUCUGAUGAAUCUUAUAAGGGUAUUUUUAUUGAUCGAAAAACAGGGGACUUUAAAAUCCUAACAGGUCGUUUUCCAGAUAAAAAAGCUAUGAUAAACAAAUAUGGCACUCUUGGAAAAGAUUAUAUUGCACGUAAGGUUUUUGAGAAGCCAGUUUUUGAUUGGAUUCUAAAUAAUGCAAAAUCUUCUCUUGAUUCAUAUUUGAUGUUUUCUACUGCUUUUAGUAAAUGGAGACAUAAUUCAAUCUUAGAUAAAUAUUAUAUAAAGUUGAUAAACGAUAUGCCACAAUUAUUUAAAAAUGUUAGAGCCCAGGAUAGAAUUGGUGGGGAUAAUAAAUCCAAACACGCAGAUAAAGAAGCUAUUGAAUUAGAUGAGGCAGAUUAUAUUGGAAACUAUAAUGAUAUAAACAAUGGUAAAAUAUAUUUGGUUGUUUAUGGUGAAAACGGCAAUAUUUUAGCUGAUUUUACUGAUAGUGCACCAAUAAAAUAUUCAUAUAAUCAAUAUAAUUUUGAAAGUGUUGAAUUAUUUAAAUGGCUACAAAGAGCCGUUGAUCAAGUUGAAGAAGAAACGGGUGAAACAGUAACAGGAGUGGCAGUAAAAACCAAGAAAAAAGAUCCGUCUCCAAAAAUAUAUUCACGUAAUCAAAUUGAAAAAGGUUAUACAAAAAGUGUUGGAAAAUCCUGGAGUGAUAAUCGAGCUUUUCAACAAACAUUAGAAGACCCAACAAGUGAAAAAUUCGACACCCUCGUUUAUUGUAAAGACGAACAAGGUAGAAGAAUAAUUCCAAAACCUUAUCCAAUAUAUAUAAAUCAUGUUAUCGAGAAAGGUAAUGGUAUAGAUGAUCGUCAAGUUUGGAUUUCUGCAUUGCAAGCGUUGAAUACUGUAUAUGGGGAACCAGAAAACACAGUAGAAGCUCAAAUAUAUGGACCUGCUGCACAUGAACAAGUAUAUGUUCAAGACGCACAAGGUAAAGAAUAUUAUUCAAAUCGUGGCGAAGUAUAUAAAAACGUACACAAUAUGGAACCAGGACAAGACAAGCCAUUCUUAACAAAAAGUGGAAACAUAGCUCACCCAGAAUGGAAGAACACAUUUGGAAAAGAUGAUAUUGAAGAAGUACUAAUAAACAAACCAAUUAGUGCAGAUGUUGAAUUGGAAGAUUUUAUGUUACCAGAAAUUGAAGCUGCCGCAGAAAGAAUUAAAGCACGCAAUCCGGGUAAAAAAGUCUUUGUUCAAGUAAAUGACGAAGAACCAACAGAAUACAUCGACAUAGAAGAACCACAAGCAUAA
Molecule: messenger RNA, 1440 nt
Organism: Cylicocyclus nassatus
Lineage: Eukaryota; Metazoa; Nematoda; Chromadorea; Rhabditida; Strongylidae
Source: the annotation of a GenBank genome assembly